GCGCCCACGGGAACACUUUCAGUUGUGCCAGUGACUUACUAUGUGUCAAUUCAGUCGACAGUUAGUUUUGCAAUUAAUAUUAUCUUUGACAUUUGGCCAUAUAUAUGGGCAACAAGUGUACAAGGCUAUUUUCGGCGGGAGUCCGGUGACACAAAAGAUAUAUCCUUAUUUUGUGCGUCUGCACUAUUACGAGUAUGGAGAGUUCGAUUGCGGCGGUUCGUUGGUGCGGAAUAAUGCUGUACUCACGGCUGCACACUGUGUCAUGGGCAGAAAUGUGGAGGAGCUGAGCGUACACGUGUACACUAUUAAUUUGGGAGAUACUGGAGUGGAGAGAACGGUUAAGUACGCGCUGGUUCCAAAAGAAUACGACAACGAGACACUAAAUUAUGAUGUAGCGGUAUUGAUACUCUCCUCUGCCAUGCCGAGUUUAUGGGUGAUACCAUUGAAUAAGAGCCCGGUGGCUGUCGGUACGAGUUGCCUGGUUAUUGGUCAUGGUGACACCGAAGAAGACGGCGUCGUCUCAAAGCAAUUGCAAGAGAUCCAUGUACCUAUCGUGAGUUGGGAAAUUUGUCAGCGCAAAUAUCGCGGUAUCGGCGUUAUUACAAAGUCUAUGAUGUGCGCUUCGGAACCGGGCAUAAAGGAUUCGUGUCAGGGUGAUUCUGGCGGUCCGAUGAUAUGCAACGGUAAACAGGCUGGCAUUGUUUCGUGGGGUGAGGGUUGUGGGCGUGUCGAUUUUCCGGGCGUUUACACCGAUAUAAGCAAUGUGUAUGGUUUCAUUGAAAAUACACUUAAAAACUAUGCGUAAGCAGGAAGUGAGGCAGAAUUGUAUGUUUUUGCAAUAAAUACUGUUAUCUUUGCUUGACUUAAUGCUAUUACGAUUA
This is a messenger RNA of Bactrocera dorsalis (oriental fruit fly), 881 nucleotides long. RefSeq names its product trypsin alpha-3-like. Bases 41 to 805 code for a protein of 254 amino acids. Gene Ontology annotation, molecular function: serine-type endopeptidase activity. The record is from RefSeq and is a predicted model, not a curated record. The transcript has a single exon. Gene Ontology annotation, biological process: proteolysis. NCBI's taxonomy places the organism in Eukaryota, Metazoa, Arthropoda, Insecta, Diptera, Tephritidae.